GAGCUCAGAGUUGCCACCCAGGAGAAAGAUGGCUCUUCUGGGAGAUGUAUGCUUACUCUUCUAGGCCUCUCAUUCAUUUUGGCAGGGCUGAUUGUUGGUGGAGCCUGCAUUUACAAGUAUUUCAUGCCCAAGAGCACCAUUUACCAUGGUGAGAUGUGCUUUUUUGAUUCGGAAGAUCCUGUAAAUUCCAUUCAUGGUGGAGAGCCAUAUUUUCUGCCUGUGACUGAAGAGGCUGAUAUUCGUGAGGAUGACAACAUUGCAAUCAUUGAUGUACCUGUUCCCAGUUUCUCAGAUAGCGAUCCUGCAGCAAUUAUUCAUGACUUUGAGAAGGGAAUGACUGCUUACCUAGACUUGCUUUUGGGAAACUGUUAUCUGAUGCCCCUCAAUACUUCCAUUGUUAUGACCCCAAAGAAUCUGGUGGAGCUUUUUGGCAAACUGGCAAGUGGCAAGUAUUUGCCUCACACUUAUGUGGUUCGUGAAGAUCUGGUUGCUGUUGAAGAAAUCCGUGAUGUUAGUAACCUUGGUAUUUUUAUUUAUCAACUUUGCAACAACCGAAAAUCCUUCCGCCUUAGACGCCGAGACCUCUUGCUGGGUUUCAACAAGCGUGCCAUUGACAAAUGUUGGAAGAUUAGACACUUCCCCAAUGAAUUUAUUGUUGAAACCAAGAUCUGUCAAGAGUGAAGAAUGGCAGACAAAGAGUAUCCUUGGUAAUAAGAAGUCAGAAAAUUACAGUCUGACUUUCAUAUUCAAACUUAUGGGAUACUCAAGGUAUUUACUCAUACAUUUACUCUAUUGCUUAUACUGAAAAAGGAAAGGGGGGAGAAAACUACUAACCACUGCAAGCUAUUGCCGAAUUCUUGUUUAAUUGGCAUUGCUUGCGGUUUGCAACAAAUUAAAUGAUUAUCCUGUCUUUUGAAUUUAUAGGGUUUAGAUUUCUGAAAGCAGCAUGAAUAUGUCACUUCACAUCCUGACAAUAAAGUGCAUCUCCUGUUUUUAUUUAAAGCAGGCUCUUGACAAAAUUCCAUGGAUAGAGCAUGCUUUAAAUUUAAAAUAUUUGAAAUUGUUUUUGACAUUUUUGUGUGAAGCAUGUCAAAUCUCUUAACAUUCUUUUGUUUUCUUCUUCAUUUUGUUCAACUCUCCUGAUUUCAGAAGUUACAUUUUCACAUUUCUAUCAGGUGCUCUGUAAUGAAUCUGACUUAUAUGUGAACAAAUUCAUGAGAAAGCAGUUUUUUACCCAUGUAAUAAUUCUUUCUCACUGAUAAUCUGUAUUGUGAAAUCCACAAAACUGUAAAGGUGCUGAAUGCUGUAAGGAGUUCUGGUUGUAUGAAUUCUACAACCCUAUAAUAAAGUUUA
Molecule: messenger RNA, 1353 nt
Organism: Psammomys obesus (fat sand rat)
Lineage: Eukaryota; Metazoa; Chordata; Mammalia; Rodentia; Muridae
Gene: Itm2a
Product: integral membrane protein 2A
Exons: 5
Biological process (GO): negative regulation of amyloid precursor protein biosynthetic process
Cellular component (GO): plasma membrane; Golgi apparatus; extracellular exosome
Molecular function (GO): amyloid-beta binding
Source: RefSeq, a predicted model, not a curated record